Carassius carassius (crucian carp) is the source of this 1778-nucleotide messenger RNA. RefSeq names its product egl nine homolog 1-like. Bases 16 to 1317 code for a protein of 433 amino acids. Gene Ontology annotation, biological process: peptidyl-proline hydroxylation to 4-hydroxy-L-proline; cellular response to hypoxia. The transcript is spliced from 5 exons. Gene Ontology annotation, cellular component: cytoplasm; nucleus. NCBI's taxonomy places the organism in Eukaryota, Metazoa, Chordata, Actinopteri, Cypriniformes, Cyprinidae. Gene Ontology annotation, molecular function: ferrous iron binding; peptidyl-proline 4-dioxygenase activity; L-ascorbic acid binding. The record is from RefSeq and is a predicted model, not a curated record.
CGUUUGGCCACGCCCAUGCGACUGACGUCAGAGGUUUGGCUCGUACUAGAGACGUGCCGAAAGCAGACCGACACACAACAACCACGCGCGAGGAGGAGCGCGCAGGCUUCGGGAUGGAGCUCGCGCGGAACGAUCCCAAAACCAGCCGUUGGUUUAACGGAGAAAGCGCGGAUAUUGCUGUGUGAUGAAACGGACGCCGCUGUUCGUUUGGAGUUGUUCAGGCUGACGCGUUGCGCGUGGAGGUUAUCAGCGGGAACGCGCAUGGAAGGACUGGAUUUAAAGGGCCAGCAGCACGCAAACGCGAACAUGGACCAAUGCACUACGGUUCUGGAUCCGGACCAGGAUCCGGACCAGGAUAAACAGUUUUGCGAGCUUUGUGGAAAGAUGGAAAACCUUUUAAAGUGUGGUCGGUGCCGGAUCUCUUUCUACUGCAGCAAGGAGCAUCAGAAACAGCACUGGAAAGAACACAAACUCACCUGCAUAGAGGCGGACAAGACCAAGACUGUGCCACAAACUCCACAUCAGCAGGAGAAACCCGCUGAUCCAGAAACAAAAGAUCUGAUCACCAGAACAGCAAGCUCAGAAGCUGACAGCAGUACCACCAAACCCCAAGCUCACAAACUGGCCACUGACUAUAUAGUCCCAUGCAUGAACAAACACGGCAUUUGUGUAGUGGACAACUUUCUGGGUGAAGACAUGGGGCUGUCCAUUCUGGAGAACGUAAAAGCUCUCCAGCAGACCGGUAAAUUCACUGAAGGACAGCUGGUGAGUCAGAAAAGUGACUCUACUAAGGACAUCAGGGGGGAUAUAAUCACCUGGAUCGAGGGGAAGGAGCCUGGAUGCGAGAAGAUCUGCUUCUUGAUGAGUCGCAUGGAUGACCUGGUCAGGAAUUGCAAUGGAAAACUGGGAAACUACUCGAUAAAUGGAAGGACAAAAGCGAUGGUGGCAUGUUAUCCAGGUAAAGGCUCUGGUUAUGUGCGCCAUGUGGACAACCCGAAUGGAGAUGGGAGAUGUGUCACAUGCAUAUAUUACCUUAAUAAGAAUUGGGAUGCCAAGGUAAAUGGGGGUGUACUGCGAAUAUUUCCAGAGGGUAAAGCUCAGUUUGCAGACAUCGAACCUAAAUUUGACCGCUUGGUUUUAUUCUGGUCUGAUAGACGAAACCCUCAUGAGGUCCAGGCUGCGUAUGAUACAAGAUAUGCAAUUACCGUGUGGUAUUUUGAUGCUGAUGAAAGGGCGAGAGCUAAAGAAAAGUACCAAACAGGUGCAGGUGAAAAAGGAGUGAAGGUGGAGCUAAACAAGCCGUCUGAACCAAGCUAAUCAAAUUAUCAUUAAUCCGGACUUUUCCUGGUUGCCAGCUUCAUGGAGGAGAAAGAAAAAGAAGAGCGUGUCAGAAAAGGCUGCGGUUGUCUGUGACGAAAAAAGGAGUGGAAGCUUCAAGUAACAGAGAUUUAAAGCUCUGCAGAAUUGCAUUAUCAGAAAACCUUUAAAUACGACACCGUUGGUUUCAUUUUUGGUUUUAAAAGGUACAGUACUCUGCAUUGCAUUAACGCUUCUCAUGUGACUGGAGUCACAACUGCUUCUGAGGAAUGUUUAAAAAGCCUUUUGCUUUCGGUUCUGGGAUGAGUUCCUGCAUUUUGACCUGAUCGUUGUGAAUCAAGCUGCACAUCCAUGCAUGUUGUUUCUCAUCGCUGCAUCAGAACUGAUCGGAUCAUCUAUUCAUAUUGAAAUACAGUCAAUGCCCGAGAGGCAGUGAACUUUCAGCAUGUUCAUUCAGGACU